Molecule: messenger RNA, 1742 nt
Organism: Ectocarpus siliculosus
Lineage: Eukaryota; Phaeophyceae; Ectocarpales; Ectocarpaceae
Source: the annotation of a GenBank genome assembly
AACACAACUUCAUGCGCAAGUGGGGGAUAAUCGUUGCCGCGGGAACUCGAUGCCGCGGAUUUGUCUUGCCUACACGGAGUAGCCACGGUCUUGCCAUGGCGACCGGGGAUCCAGGGUUAGGGCAGCAGCGCUUCGCCUAUGCAUAUUGCCAUGGCUUCCUCAGCGGACCAGCAUCGAUAAAAGGCCAGGCCCUACGCAAGUCUCUGCUCGAAGUGGAUGUGGAGUUGUCGCUUUUGAAUCUGAACGGCGGAAACGACCCGGGAGCCAUCACAUGCUCGGGAGCGGUGGAGGCGGUACGAGCGUUUCAUCUGCAGCAAAAGUGUGCCCUGGGCGACCAAGGCCUCAAGUUACGGCUUGUUGGAAGCAGCCUUGGGGGUUUCGUCGUUGCAAGAUACGCCGAGUUGUACCCUGAAGAGGUCGACCGGAUCUUCAUGCUCUGUCCCAGCUUCGGCUUGGGGACCAGAGCUGGCAAAUUCGCGAGCGAAGAGGAGAUGGCCGAGUGGGAGCGGACGGGAGCGAGAGUCUUUUCCUUAUCAACCGGCGGGGAAGCUAGUGUCCCUUGGACCUUUGUCGAAGAAGCCAGGCUGCAACCCGACUACCCGGCGUACGCCUGUCCAGCGGCGAUUGUGCACGGGCUGCAGGACGAAGUCGUGCCGGCAACGGUGACCAAAUCGCUCGUGGAGGGGAGGGGGGAUAUGGGGGAAUGUUCGUUCGCGACUUUCGUGGAGGACGACCACGCACUCACCAAGCCCUCAACAAUGGCCCUUACAGCCGAGGCGCUGGCUGAUUUUUUCGAGCUGGACAGACGAGAGGUCGCAGAAGGAACUGAAGGGGCUGCGGCAGUUGACGACACCAACGGAAGGAGGGAUCAAUCUCCGCCCCAAAGAAUCAUCGAAGUGGAAGCCAAGUUUUCAGCGCAUGAUGUCGACAAGGUCAAGGAAACGGUGCUGGCGCGAGGAGGACACUUCGUGGGAGAGCAAGUCUUUACAGAUGUGUAUUGGGAUGCGAAAGGCUGCGGGCUGACGGAGAUAGAUUGGUGGCUCCGAAGCCGUGCCGGUCGAUGGGAGCUCAAGGUACCAGCGGCUGACGUGGGCGAAGGGGUUACUGCGUACAGAGAGGUGACGGCACCUUCGGAAAUCGCGAGCGAGCUACGAGAGGCAGGGUUUCUUGGAGAGUCGAAAACGCACCGCCUUCACGGGUCUCGCAUCGACAAACGGGUGCUGGAAGCUGCGGGUUUCGAAGCCUUCGCUUCUUUCCGCACCAAUAGACUGAAAUACCGGUUGGGUGUAUUUGCCGUGGACAUCGACCGAGCAUCUGGUCGCCAGGUAGAGUUUGGUCACGAAGUGGUGGAGAUCGAGACGAUAUCAAAAGAGUCGGACGUGUUGUCUGCCAGAGAUAGCAUAACAGCUUUGGCGCGCUCUCUUGGUGCUCGACGCGAAGGGGAGUCUGGGCGCCCUGUCAAGGGCAAGCUGGUGGAAUACAUGAUCAGGAAUUGCCCGCGGCAGCUGGAAGUUCUAACAAGGCAGAGAGCUGUUUGAGACGUGCAAGGCAGCGUGUGACACCGGGGAGCAUGUGCGUUUGGCUGGUGUUAUCUUCAGCCCGAACCUGAGGAGAGCAAACGCGCUUGCCGCAGUACAGGUUCCUAUGGUCCCGCCACCUUCUUGUGGGCACUGCGUGAAGUCGGCGAGAUGUUGUUCGCUAGCCCGGUACAACCUGUGAUUCGUUGAUGCUCCACGGAUUUG